GUGCCACUCUAGUCAUGGCGGAUCUCCGGCAUGACUGGGGCAGCGGGGCUCCUGAAACGUGCGGUCUGGAGCAGAUUUUGGAGGCGUUGAAGCUGCUGCUGAGCCCGGGAGGAUCAGGCUCCAGUUCACUGCAGAUCACAAAACACGAUGUCUUGUUGGCUACUUUAAAAUCUAACCUGUCUGCUUUGGAGAAAUGCCUGAAGGAGCCUCACUGGAAGAAACUGCAACUGCUAAGGGAGGAAAUGGCCAACAAGGCAGAAUGGCCGCAGAGCUCUGUGGACGUCACCUGGAGUUUCACCUCUCAGGCCUUGCUGUUGCUCCUGUGCUUGAAGGAAACCAUGCUGCGCCUGGCAGCCGAUUUCAGUCCAGGUAAAGCCGACCCCCGGACUCCGGAAGCCGCCCCGGCCCUGAGCCCAGAUACACUCAGUAUCUCCCAGCAGAAGACCAUCCAGUCAGUUUUACAGUUUGUAGUCACCUUGGGGGUCUGUCCUUACCUCAUGCCUGGUGUCGGAGUCCCUUUGAGAUGCAGGACGGAGUUUGGGGCUGUUGUUCAAGACGUGGUGUGUCUCGAUGCUGCCCCCGGUGCCACCCGGAGACUGUAUGCCAGCUGCAGGGUCCUCCUAGAUGUUGCUCAGCACGCCUCUCUGGGGAGCCUGAUUUUCUGCCGCCAUUUCGGGGAUAUCGCCGCUGGUCUGUGCCAACUGGGAUUCUGCCCAACCAAGAGAAAACCACUAAAGUCCGAGGAAGAGGAGAUAACUGAAGAGGAAAGAGCCAUGUCUAGGAAGGCCCUGAGAGACAUCUUGGACCAAGUGUAUCAACCAUUAGCAGUUCGAGAGUUGCUUAUCCUCCAGGGAGGGCCGCACCAGUCCAGCACAGAUAUGAAGACACCAGUUAGGUGUCGGGCCCCAGCCUGGCUUCGGCGUCUCUGUGGGCAGCUGCUGUCUGAAAGGCUGAUGAGACCCGCCGGUGUUCAGGCAGUGGUCCGGGGCAUUCUGGAAGGAGCAGGUGCGGGGGCGGCUGGUGGGAGUGACGCAGAGGCGACAGCUGCUGACUGGAAGAAGUGCGACCUGAUUGCAAAGAUUCUGGCCUCUUGUCCCCAGCAGUCUCUUUCCCCAGAGGAUUACUACAGGGAUAUCUGCCCCCAGAUUCUGGAUUUAUUCCACUUUCAAGAUAAAUUGACAGCGCGACAAUUUCAGAGAGUGGCCACCACCACCUUCAUCACUAUGUCAAGAGAACGCCCACAACUGGCGGCGAAGUACUUGCUCCAGCCAGUGUUAGCGCCUCUGCGUCGGUGUCUGAGUACAGCAGAGAUUCCAGAGAGUGACAUGGUGCCAGGGACCAUUUUGGUGACAGAAGAAGAACUUAGUAGAUGUAUUGAGGAUGUAUUUAAGGUGUACGUGGUCGGGAAUGAGCCUUUAGCAGUUUUGGUGGAUUCCCUGCUUCCAGUCCUGGGAGUGUUCUUUUCUCUCUACUCUUUUACCAAGCAGAGUGUGUCACAUAUAAGGUCACUUUGCCAAGAAAUCUUAUUAUGGAUUCUGGGGAAACUGGAGAGGAAGACAGCAAUUGUCAGCCUGAAAGGUUUUGCAGGAUUGGACAAAUCUGUGCCUUCUCUCCAUUCUCUGUGUCAGUUUAGAGCUGCCACUCAAGGUGGCAUAGUGAUUACCAUCAAAGAGGCCAUUCGUGAUGAAGAUGAAGCCCUGUACCAGAAGGUGUCCUCAGAGCAGUGCCAGGUAGAGCAUCUCGCGGACUUGCUGUCCCACUGCCAGGAAAGUGGUUUGGCUGGUGACUUCUUCAUCUUCUGCUUGAAGGAGUUGACUCGUGUGGCCGCGGAGAGUGAAGCAGAGUUAAAAACGCAGCCCUUCUCCAGCAAAAGCCUGUUGGAAUUGGAGCAGCACCAGACUCUUCUGGUGGAAGGCCAAGAGCAGAAGCUGCUGGUCCUACAGCUGGUGGCUGUUCUGUGUGAGAGAAUGUCUGAGCAGAUAUUCACAAACAUCGCUCAGGUGGUGGAGUUUGUAGCAGCCACCCUGCAGCGAGCAUGUGCAAGUGUGGUGCACCAGACGGAGAGUGCCGUCGACUCACAGACUCUGAGCAUGUCCAUGGGGCUGGUGGCUGUCAUGCUGGGAGGAGCUGUCCAGUUGAAAUCAAGUGACUUUGCUGUCCUGAAGCAAUUGCUGUCUCUCUUGGAGAAGGUCUCCCUCACGUACCCGGACCCUGUCAUCCAAGAACUUGCUGCGGACCUCCGCAUCACCAUCUCUACCCAUGGGGCCUUUUCCACCGAGGCUGUCAGUGUGGCUGCCCAGAGUGCCCUGAGCAAAAAGGACCCAGAAGGGAAAAUAGAAGGGCAGCAACAAAACAGUCGUGAGAGGUACACUGAUGUGCCCCAUGGCCAGCUCAACCAACAGCAAAGCCCUGGGAAACCCAACCAAACCAGCCGAGAAUCUAGUGCUCCACUCAGUCCUCCAGAGGUCAGUGAGCCCAGCACUACUACAAGCCAGAAAACUAGAAGCGUAACCACAGAACAGCUCCAGGAAGUUCUUUUAUCUGCUUAUGAUCCUCAAAUUCCAACACGGGCUGCUGCCCUGCGAACUCUUUCUCACUGGAUAGAGCAGAGAGAAGCAAGAGCCCUUGAGAUACAAGAGAAGCUUCUCAAGAUAUUCUUGGAGAACCUGGAGCAUGAAGACACCUUUGUGUAUCUGUCUGCCAUCCAGGGGGUUGCCCUGCUCGCAGAUGCGUACCCUGAGAAAAUCUUGCUUGGCCUGUUGGCUCAGUAUGACGGCAGUAAGGACAAGCACACUCCGGAGACCAGAAUGAAAGUCGGGGAAGUCCUGAUGCGGAUUGUCAGGGCAUUAGGGGAUAUGGUCUCCAAGUACCGAGAACCUCUGAUCCACACCUUCCUGAGGGGAGCGAGAGAUCCAGAUAGCGCUCACAGGGCCAGCAGUUUAUCCAACCUUGGAGAGCUGUGCCAGAGGCUCGACUUUCUGCUGGGCUCAGUGGUUCAUGAGGUAACAGCUUGUCUGAUUGCCGUGGCUAAAACAGACCAGGAAGUUCAAGUGCGCAGAGCUGCCAUCCAUGUGAUUGUGCUGUUGCUUCGGGGACUCAGCCAGAAAGCUACAGAGGUGCUGAGGGACGUCCUCAAGGAUCUCUACCACCUGCUGAAGCACGUAGUGUGUUUGGAGCCCGAUGACGUGGCCAAGCUCCAUGCCCAGCUGGCCUUGGAAGAGCUGGAUGAGAUCAUGAGAAACUUCCUGUUUCCACCACAGAAGCUGGAGAAAAAGAUCGUGGUCCUGCCAUAGACCUGGCAGACUCAAAGGACCUGGAGGAGCCCUGAGGAACCCAGCAGCCAGAGCAGUGCCCGAGCCUUCCAGCAGGUGGCCCCACAAUGUCUUUGAGGCUGGCAAUAUGGCUGACCCUGCAGGUGGCUUUAUGUCUCUGGUCAAGAGGUAUUUCAGAAUAUGAAAAUGCAGUUGGAGGUAGGGAGGGGGAGGAAAUUGUUACUGAACCAUGCAAAAUGCAAUAAAAUGACCCCGGCUGGAAAGGAAACAGGUCUAAAUCUGGCCCUCUGCUAUCGAGAUGGAAAGCUGUGGUGUCAAUCAAGGAGGAUUUGCUCUCCAGGAAAGAGAAUCAGGCUGGUUUCAUCUCUAGAAAAGAAGGGCAAGCCCUGUAUUUGUCCUCCCUGGCCAUUUUCUUUCACGCCCUCUGCUGCUGUUUGCAUGGAGCUGCCCUGGUACUAGGAGAAGGGAGCCACAAACGUCUCAGAUGGAAUCGUGUACGUCCUGUGUUUAGUCCUCUGCUCCUUUAGGGAGGUGAAUGAAUGCUUUCACAGUCGGUUUGUACUGAAUGUGUGUGGACCGAUGCCGGGUUUGUCAGAAUCCUUUCAGGUGUAGCACUGUGGAGUCCUCUUUAUUUAUAUAUUUGGUCACUGGAUUUUAGUUGCAGCUAAGAGAAGACAAAAAGGAGAAGCUUGCUGUUUCCAGGGUACUCCCUAUUGUCAACACCUUGACAAGGCUGACCCUGAGCUCCUUGAUCAGCUCUCAGCUUUGCAGGCCUGGGUACAGAAUUUUACCACAGGACCUGACCCCUGUCUCUGGGGUGAUGAGGCCCCGGGGAACCAGAACACAGUUUUCUAAAACUCUCAGGUGGCUGAAGGAUCUGUAUACAAGCAUGCCUAUUUCUGUGUGUCAGUUAACAACAAGAUAUUUCUUUCUGGCCAGAUUACAAAUACAGUUCUUAUUUUAGAACCUUCGUGAUAUGCAUUCCUUUUAAGAAGUUAAGUCAUAGCCCUUGCGGGUGUAGCUCAGUAGAUUGAGUACUGGACUACGAAGCAAAGGGUCACUGGUUUGAUUCCCAUUCAGGGCACAUGCCUGGGUUGUGGGCCAGGUCCCCAGUAGGGGGCAAGCCAGAGGCAACCACACAUUGAUGUUUCUCUCCCUCUUUCUCCCUCCACCUCUCUCUCUAAAAAUAAAUAAAUAAAAUGUUUUUUUAAAAGUCAACUUAUAGACAGUUAAGGAUCACAAAUUACCUUAGUGAGCCAAGAAGUAGAGCAACGGCUGUUUUAAGGAAUGUUUCCAUUCAGCUGGGGUAGCUGGGCUGAUUUCCAUUCUCCAAAUCAAAGAUAUCCAGCAAAUGAGGAUUGGGGCUCUCAGAGGAGAGAAGACUCUCCUUGGGACCAGCUAGAUAUGCACAAAAAAUCCUUGUUUCUUGACCUUCCUUUAACUAGACUCCAUACAACCCGCAUCACAUAAUCAGACUGAUUGUUAGAUGAUUGACUUAACUUACGCCUUUUUAUUUGAUCCCCACCUAAGGACAUGCACAUCGAUUUGAGAGAGAGGGAGAGAAAAAAGAAUCCACUCUGUGAGAGAUAGAUGUCGUCAGUAGACGUCGUCAGCCUCCUGCACACUCUGCCGUGCGUCUAGGCUCGGGGUUGAACCCGCGACCCCGCCCGUGCCCUGAGCAGAGAUCAAACCCGCAAUCUCCAUCUCCUGGUGUAUGGAUGACUCCCCACCCGAUGAGUCACCUGGGCAGGGCUGACUUACAACUUAUCUGUACUAAAUGCGUUCCCACUCUGAAGACAUGUCCUAGUUGAUCAUGUUGAUUAGACUGAGAAACUCUGCAGUCUAAGAACCUAGUCUCCUAGGACCUCACGAAGUAUUCUAGUCCCUGCAUUUCCAUUUCUAAAUUGCCUCUUUUUCGCCCUGGAUGAGUAGUUUAGUUGAUUGGAGCAUCGUCCCAAUACGCCAAGGUUACAGGUUCCAUCCCCAGUCAACCAAUGCAUGCAGAAAUACAUGGAACAACAAAUCGAUGUUUCUCACUCUCUUGCUCUCUCUGAAAUCAAUUUUUUAAAAAUUAAAUUGCCUUUUAAAAAAUUGUAGAGAAAUGAAGGGAGGGAGAAGGAAAGAGAGAAACAUUGUUUUUCCACUUAUUUACACAUUAAUUGGUUGAUUCUUGUUUGUGGCCUGACUGGGGACCGAACCCAUAACCUGGGCAUAUUGGGAUAACACUCUAACCAACUGAGCUACCCAUUCAGGGCCAAAAUUGGCUCUUAAUUUCACUUAUUUGGCAAGUAAGCAAUAAGCACCUGUCCUUUGUUGAUUUCCAUGGAUUCGAUCCACAGUGACUUUUUUUUACUUUGUUACCAAAUUCAAGGGGAAGAUGACUUAAUGUAACCUUCCUAAACAUGACCAAAAUAUUAAAAGUUUCCAAGUGCCCUGGCUGGUGUAGCUCAGUGGAUUGAGCACAGGCCUCUGAAGCAAAGGGUAGCCAGUUGGUUUGAUUCCCAGUCAGGACACAUGCCUGAGUUGCGGGCCAGGUCCCCAGUAGGGGGCACAUGAGAGGCAACCACACACUGAUGUUUCUCUCCUACUCUUUCUCCUUCCCUUCUCUCUAUAAAUAAAUAAGUAAGUAAGUAAGUAAGUAAAUAAAUAAAUAAAAUACUUUAAAAAAGUUUUCAAGUUAUUAAAUACCAUAUUUUUUGGACUGUAAGACACACUCCCCCACCAAAAAAAUUUUGGAGGAAUAAUGGUUGUUAAUGCUGCUGUUGAGUUCUGUUUACAUUUACAUUGGUAAAAUAUUAUGUUAUUAAAUAUUUUACCACAUUUUUUGCUUCAAAUUUUUUUUUCCUAUUUUCCUCCUCUAAAACCUAGGUGUGUGUUAUGGUUUGAAAAAUAUGUAUGGUAGUUCUUUCAAGUUUAUAUAUAUAAAACCUCCAUCCAUCUCUGGGAUAGAGCAUAAGCACUGAGAACUUUAGAAUGGUAAACACAAAACUUAAAAAAAACCCUCCAGGGGCAGAUGGAUGGCAGGAGCAGCGCUGAUACUUCCCUGCACAGGUCUGUGAGGUGUCUGGCUCUGCGCAGUAACCACACGCCCCCGCUUCCUCCCCCUCUGCCCACCUCUUCUCCCUCGGAGGCCCCCUUCCUCCUGCUCCUUCAGUCUCCCGGCCUCUCGUCUUCGGGCUCCUCCACUGCCCAGUGUUCUGUCGCCCGAACUCCCCUGGAUCGCCCACCUGCUCUUUUACUUGGCCCCUUCCCUCUUCUCCUUUCUUUCCCUUCCUGGUUUCUCCCACCUCUUCCCAGGCCUGCUGUGCGCAGCUCCCUUGACCUGCAGAGCAUGGCACUGUGGCAGGAGCCCAAAGCUGUGGCUGCAGCCAAACCCCAGGAAUCGUGCUCAGGCCUUGACUUCUUGUUCAGGUUAGGCUUCCUGGACAUUCUAGAGAGUUUCCCUUUCUGCUGUGUUCUUCCUUCCUGGCACAAACUUGACCUUCUGCAAGUGCUCUGUUAUUGAAUCAGAAAUCUCAGUUUAUACUUUGCUCUUUAUCUCUCCACACUCAUAACUUUUACAUAUUUCCUAAUAUUCUUUUCCUUCCUUCAUCCUUCUUCUUCAUUCCUUUACUUCCCUGUGGCUGUACCCACCCAUCCACAUAUAAGGGCCGAGGUGUCAAAAACUGGACGGUAGGGAAGCAAACCACAGACAUCAGUGACAACAGUUUAUUGAGCACCUACUAAGUUCCAGUUGGCUGCACCAGACACACUGCAAACACAGCAGUAAACAAAGCUGACAAAACCCUUGCCCUUGGGGAAGCUUACUUCAUAGAGGAAGGAGACAGAUAAUAAGAUUAAUAGGAUAGACAAAAUGUCCAAUGUUGUUCAAUGCUAUAGAGAAAAAUAAAGUGGGGGAGGGGGUUGAGAAGCAUAUGGGGAUGGGAGCUGUGAGUUUAGGUAGCUUGUCCAGAAGAGGACUCAGAGAAGUUGAUGUGUGAGUGAGGAUCGGAAGGAGGGGAAGAGCAUUCCAGGCAGAGGCCCAGAGGGGAGUCUCUCUGGAGGCCGGUGUGGCUGCAGCAGA
Artibeus jamaicensis (Jamaican fruit-eating bat) is the source of this 7335-nucleotide messenger RNA. RefSeq names its product transport and golgi organization 6 homolog (gene TANGO6). Bases 15 to 3293 code for a protein of 1092 amino acids. Lineage: Eukaryota; Metazoa; Chordata; Mammalia; Chiroptera; Phyllostomidae. The record is from RefSeq and is a predicted model, not a curated record. The transcript has 18 exons. Gene Ontology annotation, biological process: protein secretion.